Molecule: messenger RNA, 240 nt
Organism: Protopolystoma xenopodis
Lineage: Eukaryota; Metazoa; Platyhelminthes; Monogenea; Polystomatidea; Polystomatidae
Source: the annotation of a GenBank genome assembly
ACGGAGCGGGAUUUCAAGACAGCUGAGUUUGGGGUCCUUGAACAGAAGCUAGCGCAAAUGUCUGGUCAAGGCGAUGUGGCAACUGAGAAGCUGAGAGUCAUAGGUACAGAAUUGAGAUGGGCUAGCAGCCAGUUUAAUGAACUUUACAAACAAAUGGAGAAUCUGGAUACAGGACUGUGCGCAAUAGCCCUUCAAUCAGACGCGACCAACCGAGAGGUGAGCCCACCAAACCGGCGCUAG